AUGGAGCUCGCGUACGUUCACUCCAUCGCGUACGUCGUCUACGACGGUUUCGUGAGCAAGGUGCUCAUGACCGAGCUCACCGGCUUGGACAGCGCCGAAUUGGAGAGGUGGAAGGAGGUGUGGGAGGAGGUGAAGAUCUUGCCGACAGGGAUGUGGACGGCGAUGUGGGCCCGGGACCGCUGCGGCAGCGGCGAAGAAGGAGGAGACAAGGAGAAGACGGAUUUGGCGGCAUGGGCGUUAGCAGCAUCCGCAUGCGCUGUGUGGUGCUUCGUCGAGAACGGCGAUGCCCAGCUGACGGAUGCUGUAGAAGAAGGGAAGUCGGCAGCGAUCAUCGGCGGAGCGAGCCAGGCGACCGCCGAUGUAUUCGGAAAAUUCAUGGAGGCGGUGCUGAACGCCGAGAUGAACAGGAACCGCCCCCUCGGAGAGGUUGUUUACAACGUCGUGCCAGCACUCCAGAGGACUGCCCUUGAUAGGGUCUAUCUGGGGGGGAAUGCUGGAGUAGAUGCCGACGUUAUCGCUAGAGCGAUGAUUGAGACGAUGGCGUUUUGGGGAAUGUGCCCUGUCGCCGGGCCGAAACUCAGAGCGAGGGACAUCGCGGUGCCAAUUGACGCGCAGAUGAAGGCCGAUCUUGACAACAGGGGGAGGAAGGGUCUGAGGGGCAAGAAGGGGACAAAGGCCAAGGGCGGCACGGGGAAGAAGGGCAAGAAGGCGAAGAAGGACAGCACGACGGCCUAG
Closterium sp. NIES-65 is the source of this 735-nucleotide messenger RNA. The record is from the annotation of a GenBank genome assembly. Lineage: Eukaryota; Viridiplantae; Streptophyta; Zygnematophyceae; Desmidiales; Closteriaceae.